AUGUACUCAAAUUCCAUGAGACGCCAGACUCAGAACUUCACCAGUUAUCAUCACGUCACGGGCAUCAGUGACCCGCAUGCCCAGACAACAAGUCUAUGGAACCCCGUUUACGAAGCCCCGCUGGAGCAGUGGUCACAUUAUGGCCACAGCGCGGGUUUCCCCGGUUCGAACCCUGUUAUGGAACAGAUACGUGUCAGUUCCACUGAACUGACUUCCAUCUCGCCUGCCGGUCCCGGAAUUCUCCUGUCACUCGAUUCACAUACCAGGCAGUACUCUCCAGACUCACAGAGAAGAAACUCGUACAUUGGGAUCAGACGAAAUGUACAUUCAUCCAGCACUGGAGGGAAGACACGCACCAAGGACAAGUACAGGGUGGUGUACACAGACCAGCAGCGCCUGGAGCUAGAGAAGGAGUUUCAGUCCAGUAGAUACAUCACCAUCAGGAGGAAGACAGAACUUUCCCUGGGCCUCAGCCUCUCAGAGAGACAGGUGAAGAUCUGGUUCCAGAACAGGAGAGCCAAGGAGAGGAAGAUAACCAAGAAGAAGAUCCAGCUGUCCCAGCAGGCUUCUAGGACCACUCCCACCAUGACCCCUUCCAGCCUGGCUGAUCCCAGUAACGGUUCCAUGGCAACCAGCUCCAGCAGCUUGUUGUCAGAGACGAUAUCAACGACAAUCAAAGAGGAGUACUGA
Messenger RNA from Oncorhynchus mykiss (rainbow trout), 690 nucleotides. The record is from RefSeq and is a predicted model, not a curated record. Lineage: Eukaryota; Metazoa; Chordata; Actinopteri; Salmoniformes; Salmonidae.